AUGAAUUUAAAUGAUAUAAUAUAUAAACAGGUCGGAUGGGGAUACUUUUUAGCAUGGUCACUUUCUUUCUAUCCACAAAAUAUUGAAAAUUUCUGGAGAAAGAGUGUUGUUGGUUUGAGUUUUGAUUUCUUAACUUUGAAUAUUAUUGGACACACUUCCUAUUUGAUUUUUAAUUGUGUCUUGUUUUGGGAUCCUACAAUGAAAAAGCAAUAUGAACUUAGACAUGGCUCAGCAAAUGUUCAAACAAAUGAUGUCUUCUUUUCGAUACAUGCAGUGACUUUGACUGCCAUUACAAUUUUCCAAUGUAUUAUUUAUGAAAGAGGUGGACAAACUAUUUCAGUUCUUGCUAGAGGAAUCAGUUUGACAUUAUUAUUGUCAAUUAGUGUUGCUGUCUUUUUGGCAUUAGGUACUAGAAUUGAAUGGGUUGACUUUUUAAAGUAUUUGGGUAUUGUUAAAUUAAUUGUUACAACUAUUAAGUACAUUCCACAAGCAUUUAUCAAUUACAAGAGAAAAUUAACAAUUGGUUGGAGUAUUGGAAAUAUCUUGUUAGAUUUUUCAGGAGGAGCUCUUUCAAUUUUCCAAAUGGUCAUUGAUGGAAUUAAUACUGGAGAUUGGACACCUUUCUAUGGUGAUUUCGUCAAGACAGGACUUGGAUUCCUUUCUAUUGCAUUUGAUAUAAUUUUCAUGAUUCAACAUUACAUUCUCUAUCGUAAGAAUAAUAAGGAAUAUUAUGCAAAAUUGAGAGAAACUAGGAAAUUAUCCAUGUAUGAGGAGAUGUGGGAAUCAUUCAAGACUAAAUUCCUUUCAAGAUUUAGAAAGAAUAGACAACAAGAACAACAACAUUCUGAGAAUGGUGAAUCAAAUCCAUUAAUUGUUUCGAAUGGUGAAUCUUUGGAACCAAAUAAUGUUCAAUCAUCAACAUAUUAUCAACAAGAAGAAGGAGCAACCAUUUAA
Molecule: messenger RNA, 954 nt
Organism: Naegleria gruberi
Lineage: Eukaryota; Heterolobosea; Eutetramitea; Acrasida; Naegleriidae
Exons: 3
Coding region: 1-954 (317 amino acids)
Biological process (GO): L-cystine transport
Cellular component (GO): vacuolar membrane
Molecular function (GO): L-cystine transmembrane transporter activity
Source: RefSeq, a predicted model, not a curated record